UUUGGGGCCUAACAUGAAACUUCCCUAUUCCCCUACGUUUGUCAAACAAAAGCCACCCUGUCAAGUUACUUAACAUCACCACCUAGUUAUUUCCAAAUUCCAACAAGGAACAUUUUCUUCUACUUAAUUAGUACCAUUUUUGCUCUUUGCUUAGUUGCUAUAUAUUCAAAGUUUAAUACAAUCAUAAUAUUCAUUAACCCUUGUCAUAAACCAAUUAGCUAUCUUUCUUUGCUAUUAUCAACCAACUUUUGAAGAAAACAGAAAAAAUCAUGGGAGAAGAAGAUUCCAACAUCAACAAAACCGAACCAGAGUCUCUCGACUCUGUUCCUGAAGAGAAUUUCACUAUUCAGGAAAAUGAGUCAGAGAAACCAAAUACUCUAAACACUAUCAACCAUGAAUCUAAUGAACUCGUCGCUUCUUCACUUGAUCCGAAAGUUGUAGAUCAUGCUGAUAGUAAGGAAACAGGGGAGCAUGAUGAUAAAAAAGAUACUACUAGGGACUCAACUGGUAGAGAUGCUGGGCUUACAAGAAUUGUAACAGAGAAAAGAUUGGCUUUAAUUAAAGCAUGGGAAGAAAGUGAAAAGACAAAAGCAGAAAACAGGGCAUACAAGAAACAAUCUGCUGUUGUAUUGUGGGAAGAAAGCAGGAAAGCAUCUAUAGAAGCACAACUCAAGAAAUUUGAGGACAAAUUGGAAAGAAAGAAGGUUGAGUAUGUUGAAAAAAUGAAAAAUGAAAUAGCUGAAAUCCAUCAGUAUGCUGAAGAGAAAAGGGCAAUUGUUGAGGCUCAAAAAGGGGAAGAAAUUCUUGAACUAGAGGAGACAGCUUCAAAGUUUCGUAGCCGUGGAGUCGUACCAAGGAAAUUUUUUGGAUGCUUUAGCGGUUAAGUUUUUUCAACCAAAAUAUGAAGGACUAAGUUCCUGGUUAAGUGAUAUGUUCAAUUAUGUAUACCUUUAAAGAGUGGUUUGUUCCUAUAUGUAAUGUUUGAGUUAACAAAAAGAUUUCACAUUUUACAAUCAACAUAUUUCGAUUUAACAGUAUCAAUAUAAGAGAAAAUACCACAUGCAACUCA
Messenger RNA from Cicer arietinum (chickpea), 1069 nucleotides. Its product is annotated as remorin-like. NCBI's taxonomy places the organism in Eukaryota, Viridiplantae, Streptophyta, Magnoliopsida, Fabales, Fabaceae. The record is from RefSeq and is a predicted model, not a curated record.